AUGUUCGCCCAGUCCCUAAAACGCCCUCGCGACGAGGACCUGGUGUUGCUCGAUGCGAAGGAGUCUAAGAGGCUCUGCCCGCUCUGGCAACCCGUUCCUCGGGCGCGUCCCGAGUCCGCAGCCGACACCGACCAGUCGCUGCGCUUAAGCGCACACAAUCUCACUCCCGUCGAUUCCUCGGACGAUGAGGCUGGCUUUGAGAAAGAUGGUGUGUCAGCACUCGACGCUGGUCGUCUGGGAAAAUCGAAGCCAGCGCAUGGACAUCGGCCUCCCUUCCUACAACUCGGGGCCGACGUUGAUACUGCAAACCACCUGCGCCCUGUCUUGGCCAGCGGCGACAGCCUAUCACCUUGGUUGGUAGGCUCUCAACUCAGCAGUCACCAGUCCUCGCCAAUCCCACACCAACUAGUCAAUCAGUCCCUGACUAUCAAUGGUGUGCCGACCGCCACACCACCCGACAGCUACUUCCCAGCCGAAGUCUCGCCCCUCGCAGGUACAGGCCAGCCAGAUCUACACAUGACGAUGGAGGACACAGCGAUGAACAAUGUGUCCCUCCCACCUGCUAUCCGCCUACCCAGUCCAAUCAGCGACAACGGCGACGCGUUUAUGAGGACCACUGAGAACACUGGCGACGCAGACGCGGAAAUGGGUGACUACUCGUCCGCCAGCUUCACACAGACUGUCUCGCCUGCACCCUCUGCUGGAUCUGCGGAUGUAUACCAGCAGGCGACACCGGUCGUGGCUGGUGAUCAUCAAACUUCAACUUGCACAGCUGCUCCGCGCCGGCGGUCUCCCCUCGUCAUGGGCUAUCGUGCGGGCUGCACGAAAUGUCAAUGCAAGGCGCGCGGGCACUAUAGCCAUAUCCGUCAGCCUUGA
Molecule: messenger RNA, 876 nt
Organism: Penicillium daleae
Lineage: Eukaryota; Fungi; Ascomycota; Eurotiomycetes; Eurotiales; Aspergillaceae
Exons: 2
Coding region: 1-876 (291 amino acids)
Source: RefSeq, a predicted model, not a curated record